Molecule: messenger RNA, 1053 nt
Organism: Necator americanus (New World hookworm)
Lineage: Eukaryota; Metazoa; Nematoda; Chromadorea; Rhabditida; Ancylostomatidae
Exons: 10
Coding region: 1-1053 (350 amino acids)
Source: RefSeq, a predicted model, not a curated record
AUGCUUCAGCUGUUCGCUUUAUCAGCCUUAUUCGUCUCCACAUCGCAAUUCUUCUUUGGAACUGGUGGUGGUGGUUGUGGCUGUGCACCUGCGCCCAUUUGUCCUCCAGCUCCUAUCUGCGCUCCUGCUCCAAUCUGCCCUCCACCAUCAUGUGGAGGAGGAGGUGGUGGUUACGUUCAAGCACCACCUUUGCCACCACCAAUAUCUCAACCAAUAUCGCCACCAAUUGUUGCACCCAGCUACCCUAUAGGGGGUGGCGGUUCCUACAGCCCACCACUACUACCUCAGUCUCCAGUUUACACUCCACCUGAGCAGCCGUCGUUCCCCAUCCAACAAGGCGGACCAAGCUAUGAACAGAGCGCACCACCCGCUCAAGGUUACCCACCGCAGGAAGUCCAACCAAUAGCCCCGCAACAACCUGCCGGAGGCGUCUAUCAACAGCCGGCCGCAGGUGCCUAUCAGCAGCCGGCCGGAGGAGUCUAUCAGCAACCCCCUGGAGAACUCGUUGGAACUCUACCCGUAUAUCAACAGCAAGUACAGCCGCAAGGUGCAGCAUACCAGGGAACAUCAGAAGUAGAACCUGCUGCUCAACGGGAUUCUACGCAGGACCUCGUUAACGGUCUUCAACAAGAAGCUGCUGCUGCCACUGCUACCGCAGCUGCUGCUGGUUCCAAAAACGAGGAAGUUUUGGAAGAACAAGACCAAGCGCUUGAGAAAUCCGGAUUGGAAAUGACAACUGCGGCACCUCAAGGUGAUGGGUCUACAACAGUCCCCAUUGAAGUAGCCGAGGAGAAAGUCGUGGAUAUCUCAAAUCUUAAGCUAACCGAUGAUCCUCUUUGCAACUCGGAAGAUCUGAGAAAAUUGAUGCUCGAUAACAUUGACGACAACUUGAACAGUUCGAAGCGAUUGAUCCAAUUGGCCGCAGAAGCACAAUUCGGUGGCAGAUUCGAUGUAAUCUGCGCUAAUGGCGAUUUCAGCUACGUAACAAAUACGGAGUUGUUCUGUCAAGAAACAAAAGGCGACAUCUCAUGCUACACAUAUCGACAAUUAUAA